Molecule: messenger RNA, 2167 nt
Organism: Mytilinidion resinicola
Lineage: Eukaryota; Fungi; Ascomycota; Dothideomycetes; Mytilinidiales; Mytilinidiaceae
Product: pseudouridine synthase
Exons: 4
Coding region: 1-1956 (651 amino acids)
Biological process (GO): mRNA pseudouridine synthesis; tRNA pseudouridine synthesis
Cellular component (GO): nucleus
Molecular function (GO): RNA binding; pseudouridine synthase activity
Source: RefSeq, a predicted model, not a curated record
AUGGACCCGCCUGAGCGCCCUGAGCGCCCAAAUACUCCCGCGAGUUCCAGCAUCUUUGACGAUGACACGAGACCGAGUACUCCAGCGAGCUCCAUUAACAUCAUACUCGACCGUGGCGACGACGACGACUCGAAAGAGUCCUUCCCAAACUCGGGCCGGAACAAAAAGCGCAAAUGGGAGCGAGGCGGACGGCUGCAGCAUGGAUCUCGGGGUGGAGAUAAGAAAAAGAAUCUGGGACGUCGGGAACACUUCCGGGAACAAUUAGACAGGAGAGGCCGCAACGAUAACGAAAAGGCCAAACGGCAAAAGCUCGAGGAGGAUGGCAAGGCUCCCGAUUCGGUGCUGCCAUCGGCAUUUCCCAAGGCAGAGAUCGAGGCCGAGGAGAGAAGACCGAAGCGCAAGGUCGCUGUUAUGCUGGGAUACUCGGGCACUGGUUACAAGGGAAUGCAGAUAGACACCCUCCAAAAGACGAUCGAGGGCGACCUGUUCACAGCAUUCGUAGCUGCUGGGGCAAUCUCCAAAUCCAACGCCGACGACCCCAAGAAAUCCUCGCUCGUUCGCUGCGCUCGGACGGAUAAAGGAGUACACGCAGCCGGCAAUGUCAUCUCGCUGAAACUGAUCAUAGAAGAUGCGGACAUUGUGGAAAAGAUCAACAGCCAUCUGUCGCCUCAGAUCAGGGUAUGGGGAAUCGAGCGUACCACAACAUCAUUUAGUUGCUAUCAAGCAUGCGACUCACGGUGGUACGAAUACCUAAUACCAACACAUGCGUUCCUCCCUCCGCACCCUUCCAGUUUUAUGGGAAAGAAAAUCGUGGAAAUUGCAGAGAAGCAUGGCGAUCUGAAAGAGCACGUCAAGCGCCAGGAAGAGGUUGCAGAUUUCUGGGCCGAGGUCGAGGAGAAAACGAUCAAGCCGCUUCUGGAUGCCAUGGAUGAUUCAAUACGGCCAUUGGUGGAGGCGUCCUUGUAUCAAGUAGACGGUUAUCUCGACAAGGCAUCAGAUCCCGUGGUCGAAAAGGCACGCGACGUGAAAGUCGAGGAGGCAUCGGAGGAGGAAGCCAAGCCACAACCUGCGGAGUCGACAGCAAAUGGAGCAACCGAGAUCAAGGCCGAAGAGAUCGAGAAUGCGGAAAUCGACGCAGCCGUACAACAGAUCGAAGAUUCCAACCAGCACAUCUCCUUAAACUACACUUCCGACGGUACCGUUCCCCUCCCGGAAAACACUCUCCACCGCUCUGUCCUGGACGCGGCCAUUAAAUCCCUCCGCCGUGCCUAUAUGGACGCCAAACGCUCCUACCGCAUCUCCCCCGCCCGCAAAGCCCGCGUCCAAGAAGCCCUCAGCCAAUACCUCGGUACCAAAAACUACCACAACUACACCGUGCGUAAGAAGUUCAAGGACCCCUCCGCCAAACGCCACAUCAAGUCCUUUCAAGUCGCCGAGCAGCCUAUUAUGAUCAACGACACCGAGUGGCUGAGUCUGAAAGUCCACGGCCAGAGCUUCAUGAUGCAUCAGAUCCGGAAGAUGGUAGGGAUGGCUGCGCUGGUGGUGCGGUGCGGGUGUCCGAUUGAGAGAAUGGAGGAGUCGUACGGGAAUGUUUUGAUGCCGAUUCCGAAGGCACCCGGGUUAGGCUUGCUGUUGGAGAGGCCGGUAUUUGAUAGUUAUAACACUUUGCAGGCGGAAAAGCAUGGGAGGGCGACGAUUGACUUCGACAGGUACAAGGAGACAGUGGAUGAAUUUAAGCAGAGGGAGAUUUACGAAAGGAUCUUUAGGGAGGAGGCGGAAUCGAAUCAAUUCCACAACUUCUUUUCUCAUAUCGAUAACUACAAGGACUCGACCUUCUUAUAUAUAACGUCCGGUGGUUUCGAGGCUACGCUUGACAAAGACAAGGGGUUUGUCAAGGAUAAGGUUAAGAUGGAGGAGAUUGAUUCUGAGGAUGAUGGCGAGGGGGGUGAUGGUUGAGGGAGGAUGUUUCUUUCUAUGAAAAACACUUCUUGAGAUGCAGAUAUACCCACCUAGUCGGAAUGAUGCUGAUGGAUGCAUAUUACUUAUACUGGCAAGUUUUGGCUCGCGCAGAAGUGUUGCAUCGUGGCCGCGUCCAAAUUCCCGUCUCGCUCCCAGGCCUCUGUCCAGGUGUACUGAAACGGCUCAAACUCAGCAUAUUCAUUUUCGC